This is a messenger RNA of Helicoverpa zea (corn earworm), 1468 nucleotides long. RefSeq names its product 28S ribosomal protein S27, mitochondrial. The transcript has 2 exons. Gene Ontology annotation, cellular component: mitochondrion. Lineage: Eukaryota; Metazoa; Arthropoda; Insecta; Lepidoptera; Noctuidae. The record is from RefSeq and is a predicted model, not a curated record. The coding region runs from base 106 to 1431 and encodes 441 amino acids.
GACAUUUCAGUUAACCUAUAAAUAAUUAUUUAUUUUAUUCUGACGAUAUUUUUGCUGAAGUACCGAGUGUUUUUCACAGAAUUAAUAUAAAAACUAUUCCUCACAAUGUUACGUAAUUGUCGAAAAGUUUUUAUUAGGAAUAACAUAUUGUGUCCUGUCAUUAUUCAGAAGAAGAAUUUCUUAACCAAAGAAUACAAAUGUACCGAUGCUUGGAAUAAUAUGAAUUCUUCUCCUGUAUUUAAUAAAAUAGUCAUUCAUGAUUUCUACAACAUACUCGAUCAAAACUAUGCUUCGAAAGGCGUAAUCAGUGCAAUAGAUGUUGAUUUGUUCGCAAAUGCAAUUAAAGAUCCCAGCCACCUCGAAGAACUUAAGGACCUGCUCCAUAAACUUAGGACAACUGCCGAGACAGGUAACAUGUUAGACUCAACACAUCAAGCCACUAUAAGGCAUUUUUUGGAGUUUGGUGAUGUCAAAGAACUGAUUGAAAUAUUAAAAGAUCCUCUUAACUAUGGUGUUUUUCUUGAUGACUACACUGCAAAUAUGCUUUUGGACAAACUACUUACCAUAUCAGACUUCGAACUUGCUGCCAGAGUGGCUUCAUUAGUAAUGCUUCAAGAAGAAUAUAAUAAUGAAAUAACAUGCACUUUGUGUCAGUACGCUUGCUACAAGUACAUCAAUAGCUACACUCCCCCACCACCGGAAGAACCACCAGCGGAGAAAAGUAAAAAGGUUGAAGAAAUUAAAAUUAGAGUCAAAUUCCUUCGAAACCCUUACUUUGAUGAUCAUUUUGACAUAAAUGAUACACUCACAUUAUCUGGUAAAACAUUGGCAUGGAUCUCAGAAAGGGCUUCCAACAAUUUAAACAAUAACUUGCAACUUAUCGGGUGGCUAAUCUACAAAAAAUAUGAUAAAUUAUCAGUUUUCUGUGAAAAAAUUUGUACUGACAAAUCAUUUAAAGUUUACAAAGAAGUUAUAGAACUUGUACAAAGUGCACAUGAUGCUGCAGAAGCUGAAAUCAAGCCAACAUUAGAAAAUGUAAUUUCAAUAUUGAGCAAAGUAGAACAGAAUUCUGAUGACAAAUUGGAAAAGUCACUAGAAGUUGCUAUUGAGAAUGCUAUCAACAAAUCACAUAAAAAUGAUGUAUCUCAACAAAAACAGCUGUUCCAAUCAUGGGCCAAAUUAAGAGAUGAAAAACUUGAAGAACAAGCUCAAAGACUGGACAGAGCACGGCGAAUACAAGUAAUCCAACAAAAACAAAAUGAAAUGAAGGAUCAAGAACAAAAAUUGUGGUUCUUUGAAAAUGAAGACAAAAUAGACCUUCAAAUAGAAGAAAAAGAAAAACUAGUUGACAAGUCUACUACAAAGAAGACUGCAUCUAAAAAGUCAGAAGAAAACUAUAUUCCACCAGAGAUUUUGCCAAGAAGGAAGUAGUCAUAAGUUGAUAGAAUAAAAGUUUAGAAUACUUGAA